Molecule: messenger RNA, 1662 nt
Organism: Eptesicus fuscus (big brown bat)
Lineage: Eukaryota; Metazoa; Chordata; Mammalia; Chiroptera; Vespertilionidae
Gene: CA10
Product: carbonic anhydrase 10
Exons: 9
Coding region: 1-987 (328 amino acids)
Molecular function (GO): carbonate dehydratase activity; zinc ion binding
Source: RefSeq, a predicted model, not a curated record
AUGGAAAUAGUCUGGGAGGUGCUCUUUCUUCUUCAAGCCAAUUUCAUCGUCUGCAUAUCAGCUCAACAGAAUUCACCAAAAAUCCAUGAAGGCUGGUGGGCGUACAAGGAGGUGGUCCAGGGAAGCUUUGUUCCAGUUCCUUCUUUCUGGGGAUUGGUGAACUCAGCUUGGAAUCUUUGCUCCGUGGGGAAACGGCAGUCGCCAGUCAACAUAGAGACCAGCCACAUGAUCUUCGACCCCUUUCUGACGCCGCUUCGCAUCAACACUGGGGGCAGGAAGGUCAGUGGGACCAUGUACAAUACUGGAAGACACGUGUCUCUGCGCCUGGACAAGGAGCACUUGGUCAACAUAUCAGGAGGGCCCAUGACAUACAGCCACCGGCUGGAGGAGAUCCGGCUACACUUUGGGAGUGAAGAUAGCCAAGGGUCAGAGCACCUCCUCAACGGACAAGCCUUCUCUGGGGAGGUGCAGCUCAUCCACUAUAACCAUGAGUUGUAUACAAAUGUCACAGAAGCUGCAAAGAGCCCGAAUGGAUUGGUGGUAGUUUCUAUAUUUAUAAAAGUUUCUGAUUCAUCAAACCCAUUUCUUAAUCGAAUGCUCAACAGAGAUACUAUCACAAGAAUAACAUAUAAAAAUGAUGCAUAUUUACUACAGGGACUUAAUAUAGAAGAACUGUAUCCAGAGACCUCUAGUUUCAUUACUUAUGAUGGGUCGAUGACUAUCCCACCCUGCUAUGAGACAGCAAGUUGGAUAAUAAUGAACAAGCCUGUCUAUAUAACGAGGAUGCAGAUGCAUUCCUUACGCCUGCUCAGCCAGAAUCAGCCAUCUCAGAUCUUUCUGAGCAUGAGUGACAACUUCAGGCCCGUCCAGCCCCUCAACAACCGCUGUAUCCGCACCAACAUCAACUUCAGUUUACAGGGGAAGGACUGUCCAAACAACCGGGCCCAGAAGCUUCAGUAUAGAGUAAAUGAAUGGCUCCUCAAGUAGGGAACUAGCCCAAGAAGAAUUCCAUCUCAGUGAAAUGCUACAACUGUGAACUGACGUAACCUGGAAUGUCCCCUUCUUUCUUCUCUCUCCUUCCCUUUUCUCAAGCCUCAUUCACUCUUUGGAUUGGCCCCAUCUUCAUGAAAAGUGUCUGCAAAACCAUGGCAGAAGACACACACACACACACACACAUACAUACGCACACACCUGCAAACAUAUCUACACACAUACAUGCACAGCCUUCAAGAUCAGAAGUCAAGUUUUCAGAAACAAAAGGCUCAUUCAUGAGAGGUCUUAGAAGAAAAUAACCAGUUAACCUGAUUACAAUUUUGAUACUGUUUUCCUGAACUAAAAAAUCUACCCAAUGAGACUUUUCAGCCUUUGUACAUACAGAAUUCUUCCAAAAGAGAGAGGAGAAAACAUGGCUUUGACAGCAUCAAGCAGACUUUGUGCUUUGCAUCGAGUAAUCUCAGUGUCCUAGGAUCCUUGGAGGGUGCUGGUGGCAGGUGAACCAGGACAGAGUUGGCCAAGGACACUUAUUUCUAGAUUCUGAUUCUUCUGUUUACUCAACAAUUUAAAAAGAAAAAAAAGGACAGACAUUGAAGAGAUACACAUUGUAUAUAUAUACCACCGCAGACUAUAAAGAAAUUGAAUUAUUUCCCCUUUGUCACAUAUCUG